Molecule: messenger RNA, 2164 nt
Organism: Nematostella vectensis (starlet sea anemone)
Lineage: Eukaryota; Metazoa; Cnidaria; Anthozoa; Actiniaria; Edwardsiidae
Exons: 3
Coding region: 131-862 (243 amino acids)
Molecular function (GO): phosphatidylinositol-4-phosphate binding
Source: RefSeq, a predicted model, not a curated record
UCACGCGAAUCGUAAGCACAGAUUCCAUACCAUUCAACGAUAACAGAAGACACUAAUGGGGCCGAGCGAAACGGCAUAAUACGAGAAUAACAUGAAUUGUUGAUCGGUAUGGCAGAAGAUUUUAACCAGUAUGAAUAAUAAUAUCGAUACUGUCGAGCGAGUCGCAAUCCGCAUGGAAGAAACAAUUCUACGAAUUCUAAGCGCUCAUUCAUUCACGCCAAAAGAUUUCACUAGCCGUGAGUUGACCCUGUCUCAAGCUUAUUGCCUGCUUUGGCAAAACAGCAAAACUGGGGAGGUUUCGGGGAGACAGGGUUCCCAUGAGUUGCUUGCCGGUUGUGCGAGCGCGGUGUUGCUGGAUCUGUUUGUGAUGGGUAAGAUCGUGGUGAGCGUUACGGAUGAUUGCUCCCACGGUGCUCUCGUCAAGAAUGUACACACAAGUCCUACCGGUAGCUAUUUCGACAGAGCAAUGCUCAACAACAUCGUCAAACACCAGAACAAAUACCCCGGAUACCGCCAGAAGCUGCGGUACUGGAUUCAGUACGAGACGCGGUUUGUCCCCAAAAGAAGAUGCGCGACCAUCACUCUUGACAGCCUGGCGGAGCAGGGAAUUCUCGAGAAAAAAGAGUCCAUGUUCAGAACGGACUACCCCUCCAUAGACCCAGGUCCCAAGGGGGCAUUUAUCAAGGAGCUCCACAGAGUCCUUUUGGAAGGCGAAGUCCCGGAUGUGUACUUACGCACUUUGCUGACUCUAAUACACGCCGUGGAUAGCUUAGAAGGACCGUGGGAAUCCAUACUAGCCAAGUACUUUACAGAUGACCAGCUUACACGAGUACAGGGGAAAGUACUGGAAUGUAUAUGGUAGCAGUUGAUAGCUUAGGAGGGCCGUGGGAAUCCAUACUAGCCAAGUGCUUUACAGAUGAUCAGCUUACACAAGUACAGGGGCAAGUACUGGAAUGUAUAUGGUAGCAGUUGAUAGCUUAGGAGGGCCGUGGGAAUCCAUACUAGCCAAGUACUUUACAGAUGACCAGUUUACACAAGUACAGGGGUAAGUACUGGAAUGUAUAUGGUAGUAGUUGAUAGCUUAGAAUUGCCGUGGGAAUCCAUACUAGCCAAGUACUUUACAGAUGACCAGUUUACUCGAGUACAGGGGAAAGUACUUGAAUGUAUAUGGUAACAGUUGAUAGCUUAAAGAGGCAGCGUCAUGGUACUGCGCAUGUCUGGAUUCAGUAUUUAUUGUAGGCUUUAAAUUGACUACAAACAGUAAGGAAGCAUGGCAGGAUGUAUUCCUAUUUAAAGCCGCAUUGUCACAUGUUUACUUCUGGUCGAUUAACUAAUAAUCUCCGGUCAUUUUUAACGGAAAACGCGAAAAAUAUUUUAAAAUAUUGAAGGCAGUGUGUCUAUUGGAAGUUUCUUUGACGAUGUGAUUGAUAAUAUAGAGCGGAUGUCCUGUUAAAUAUCUCGAAUUCUAAUAGAUUCUUUUGUCUUUUAACGGUUGAGGUUUCCGAAAAUCAACGCGUCGCGUGUGUUUGUUUUGUAAGGGGAGUUAUCAGUUGCGCUGUUAGGGGUGUGGGUAUUACUGGAGUGGAUUAUGUCUGUCAACAGGGUCUUUGUUCGUAUAAUGCCCGAAUCCUUUCCGAGGAUUCAUGCAUAUUUCGUCGGCACUUCGUUCCGACACUACGCGAACCCAAUGUCUUCAGGCGGUCGGUAACCGAUGAAACGAACAAAAGAUUUUACUUAUACCUCGAGUUGGGUUUGGGAGACAUAAAUUGAGCAAACGUCGCGAUUGAACAUCUCAUGAUAGAUAUGAUACGACGUAAAAUUUGGCACAUAUAUAGUUUAAACAUUACUCUUUCAUUUGGUGCAGGCACCCUCGAUAUACGUAGUCAGGGGGGUUAUGACGUCACAAUAGCCAUUUUCUGAGCCCCCCCCCCCCUUCGUAUUUCCUUAACCGCUUAGGCUAUGAUCAUCAAACUUACAGACAAUGAUCACCAGCAUGUAAAGAAUCAUCACGCCAUAUUUUAGGUGUGGUCGAGUAAAUUAUGACAUCAUGAUAACUUGUAACUUUAUGUAGACACGGUAAACCAAUCAGGGCUUAAAAAUACGCCAUCUAUACUAUAUAUUAUAUAGUAUGAUAUAAUUAAAAUGAUUGCCUGCUUUUCAUGAA